GCCCCGCGGGGCGAUGCUGCGGCGUGACAGCCAGGCACGGCCGCCGUGCGGGCGGCGCCGGCUCGCUGAGGGACGGCGGCUCCUCGGGCAGCCGGUGGGAAGCCCCGCCCGGGCGCCGCUGGAGGCAGCGCAGGCAGGUGGACUCGGAUGCCUGAGCAGUGACGGUCCCGGGCUGGGGAGGAGGUGACGCAGGCGGCAGAAGUACCCGGCAGUAGGUGUGAGGUGAUCAAGCCUGGCUCCCACCGUAGCCCGGCUCCCUGGUGUCCGAUGAUGAGUUUGACCCCCUCCAGGGGAUGCCUCCUGGACCUGCCCUGGGAAGACAUCUUGGUUCCACACAUCCUCUGUCACCUGCCACUGCAGCAGCUCCUGAGCUUGCAGAGGGUCAGCAAGUCGUUCCAGUCUCUCAUCCAGCUGUACCUGGCCAACAUGCGCUGCUUUGACUCAAGCCAGAUUGGACCUGCCAUCCCUCAAGCUGCUUUCGUUAACCUGCUGAAGGACAACGAAGUACUGCAGCAGCUGGUGCUCCAGAACUGCUCUGACUGGCUUACGGACAGGGAGCUGCUCCCGGUCAUCGGGCAGAACCACCACCUGCACCAGAUCCAGCUGAAGGGCUGUGCCCAGCUCAGCCGCCACGCGCUGGUGGCCAUCUCGCUGAGCUGCCCCAACCUGCGCCAGCUCUCCCUGGCUCACUGUGAGUGGGUGGACAGCCUGUCCCUGCGUAGCCUGGCUGACCACUGCAAGGCGCUGGAGGCUCUGGACCUGACGGCCUGUCGCCAGCUCAAGGAUGAGGCCAUCUGCUACUUAGUGCAGAAGUGCAGCAGGCUCAAGUCUCUGUCACUGGCUGUCAAUGCCAAUGUGGGCGACGUGGCAGUUGAGGAGAUUGCCAAGAGCUGCCCCGAGCUGGAGCACCUGGAUCUCACAGGGUGUCUGCGAGUCAAGAAUGACUCCAUCAGGGUCCUGGCUGAGUACUGUCCCAAGCUGCGUUCGCUGAAGGUAAAGCAUUGCCACAACGUGGCCGAGUCCAGCCUGAGCAUCCUCCGAAGCCGUGGGGUGGAGCUGGAUGUGGAGCCUCCACUGCAGAGGGCUCUUGUUCUCCUGCAGGACGUGGUUGGCUUCGCCCCUUUCAUUAACCUCCAGAUCUAGAACUGCUGCUGUUGGGGAGGGGGGGACUGACACGACGCUGGGAUCCCAGGAGGAUGCCGAACUGGCUGCUGCAGAGAUGUGCAGAGGGAGAGAUCAGUCCCAUUGGUGAGGCUGGCCUGAGUGGAGCUCGCUCUUUCCUCUGGGACUGUUUAGCAGCCACUGGGUGUUCACGAGUGGGCUUCGUUGGUGCCUCUGGGGAAAGUAACUCCCUCUGCAGUGGUGUGGAGACAGUGACUUGCAGGAACACCAUGGUGCUGAACAGGCCUUGGCCAGGCCAGCUAAUAGAUAGGAUUUAUUAUUUGUUGUAUUUUAAAUCUCUAAGUGGCAGCUGUCCAGAGAGCAGGAGAGUGUUUGGGGACUGUCCCUGGGGUGGGUGUGCAGGGCAUGCCAGCAGAGCUGUUGGGAACGAACCAGGCCAGCUGGAGCAGAAAGAAGAAAAGCUGCCAGCCCUCCUCUUGGGAGAGGGCAGGCCCCUCUGGGAGGAGGGCAGGGCGAGUCCAGCUCCAGCCCACAGCCACUGGCCAGCCUGGCACCAAAAGGCAGGCAUGGCCCCGGCGCAGGCAGUGUCCGUCCAGGCCUAGGGUGCUGGUUUAAGCUGGUGUGAGUUGUUUUCAGGGGGAACAUGCUCCUAACUCCAGUUUCGCUAGCAGAAAAGCACCAAACCUAGCUGUGUUGUCACUGAAAGCAGUUGAUCGUUGCCAUUUGUUUCUUCCAGAUUCUGACUUAACAUUUCAGUAGCACCCAGGCCUGCUACUGUAUCCUGCGCUGUGUCGUGCGGCUGGAGCUUUGGCACGCUACAGCGGUGAGAAAUGGCAGGAGGCCUGGCCAUGCUGUCAGCUGGAGUUCCUGGAGCGCUGCAGGUUGUGUUGGCAGGGAGGGCCUAGCUCUGGUCUGGAGUUCAUCCUUAGCCAUUCUAUCCACAAGUUAACUGUUUGGUUAACCAAAGAGCAGCCACAUCUUGUGGUGAACAUGAAGAGAGUAAGGAAGAAAGGAUGACUCUGCUCCCAUCUUUGGCCCCAGGAGGGACUAGAGGCAGUGUCUGUAAAGUAUGUGCAUGCUCUGGCUGAACUAUGCACCAACUCACAUAAUCUUUAUUAACACUGGCACUCAGAUUAAAGCAACAGUGCACACAGACUUGUAAAAAGCUUGCUGCAAAAGCACAAGCCGCAUCUUAGAUCUAAAAAUGUCCCAUGCAAGGAAUAGCAGAGAAUGCCCAGGCCCCCGAGAGCCACUGCAGUGUGCCCCUGGGGGCAGAGGGACAGCUACACAAGGAGAGAAGGCUCCUCCUCAUCAGCUGGGUUAGUUGAAGUCGAAAGCAGUGUCCUGGCUCCCAGGUUAGUUCCAGUUAGUGGCAGGUGGAGGAGUCCCUUCAUCCCUAGGGCCACAUGUCCAUCUUGCCAUGCCUGGCCAGUGAGGUGGAGGCUGAAGUGCAGGAGGACCUGGCUGUCAGUGGAACUUGUACUUCCUGGCUGGUUUGAGGCUGAUGUAGGUCCUCUUCAUCUCCUCGCUCUCAGGCUUCUUGAUGUCUUUGUAUCUCUCUCCCUUUGUACUCACCACCUGGUUAUCGAUAUAGCGGAUCAACUUCUUGGGCGCCUGGAGAGGAAAGACAUUAACACCAAGUGGAUGGACAGUGACACUGCUAGGGAAAGGGGGUGACAAGCAGAAGCAGAGCUGUGCUCAGGGGGGGAGAUGCAGGAAGACUGGGGUGGGCUGCUUUACCCAUACCUUGUGCUGUGAAUCUUGGCCAAAACUGGGAAGGAAGCUGUCUGAUGGGGGCGGAACAGGAGCCAUGCUAGUCAGGAAUGGUAGGAACUGACAGACCCUGUAGCACCUUAGCUAAGUUAAUCUUCCCUCUUUGCUGACUAGUGGGCUUUCUGAAUCAUCCUGUCUUUGGCCUGCCCCUUUGUUUUUUGGACUUGCAGCCUGACUCUUAAACCUUGUAGCCAAAGGAUAUUCAAACUGCUGGUGAGCUGGGACUGUUCUUCUUACCUCCUUGGGUGGAGCUGGCCGGUGUGUCUUCUGAUCGUCUGCGCUAUCCACCAUCAUGUAUCUGAAACACAUGAAGUACUUAGUGAACACUGUAACAGGCAUUGCCUGGGGCUACUCACAGCCUAUGUCCUUUCUCCGCUGGCUGUUCUGUGGCUGUGUGAUGUGCCCUACUUGCCUAGAUUGCAGCUAGGAGCACUCUGGAUGAAACGGACAAGAACUGUGUCGCCCUUCUGGUGAGAAUCCAGCAGGAUUCUCCUGGAGUAUCAUCCUUGGCCGUUUGUGAAGGGUAUUGAAAACUCAGGCUGCUGAGAAUGCCGAUAGCCCCUGCAGAACUGAGAGAGGUGCUGAGGUCUGUUGUGCUCUGCCGUAGGGGCAGCUUUGCUCCUUCUCAGCCUGAGUGACGGCAACCGAAGGAGACAGAGGGGAGAUUACAGGACCAAGCUGGCUGCUUCUACCCUGAAGAGAUGGUGUUCCUUUCACACUCCACCUACUACUUGACUCGGACACUUGACUAGGAAAUGUCUGUGCUGGAAGCAACUUCAUGAAAGCAUCACCUCGUUCCCUGUGCGACUGAAAUAUCAGGGCCCAAGCAUUUGCUUGCUGUACUGCUAAGUUACUACUCUUGACACUUUGGUGCUGGUUUAGCAGGCAGACAGCACAGCUGACCAUGACUUCUCCCUCAGUAGUUAGUAUCGUUGCUCCUGUGUACCUUCAGCUAUGGUGAUCUGCUCUCUGUACCCGUGCUUGAGUGAUGUUUAAAGUACAGGAUGUUGCCAAAAUGUCAUUAAAGUGAAGUUCCAAGAAACAUAA
This is a messenger RNA of Phalacrocorax carbo (great cormorant), 3942 nucleotides long. The record is from RefSeq and is a predicted model, not a curated record. NCBI's taxonomy places the organism in Eukaryota, Metazoa, Chordata, Aves, Suliformes, Phalacrocoracidae.